Molecule: messenger RNA, 2802 nt
Organism: Silurus meridionalis
Lineage: Eukaryota; Metazoa; Chordata; Actinopteri; Siluriformes; Siluridae
Gene: ext2
Product: exostosin glycosyltransferase 2
Exons: 15
Coding region: 244-2403 (719 amino acids)
Cellular component (GO): membrane
Molecular function (GO): glycosyltransferase activity
Source: RefSeq, a predicted model, not a curated record
UUACCUGAUGCCUGUACGGCAGGAGGCGAUACACUCGGAAAAACUCGGAUAUUUUCCCUUUUCUCGGCUCGACUUUCCACAGAACAUUUACCCCGAAAUGAUAAAUAUAUCAAUAUACGAUAUAUAAGUCUUAUACUAGCGGCUUCUAUCUAAAUAAAUAAAAAGACAAUGAAUUAAUUUUCCUACGACGUUUUUUUUUUAAAGCUGCGGUCACCAGACGAAGCUAAGAGCUUUGUGUUCAGGAUGUGUGCAUCGGUGAAAUACAGCUCUCGUGGUCCGGCUCUCAUCCCUCGCAUGAAGACCAAACACCGGAUUUACUACAUCACACUGUUCUCGGUGGUCCUGCUGGGUCUGAUUGCCACCGGAAUGUUCCAGUUUUGGCCCCAUUCCAUUGAGUCCUCAGCCGAGUGGACUCUGGACCGCCGCAGUGUGCACGAUGCCCCUCUGGUCAAACUUCUUGCGUCCAGUCCCAUUCCAGAGAGAGGAGAUCUGAGCUGUCGCAUGCAUACCUGCUUUGAUGUCUACCGCUGUGGCUACAAUCCCAAAAACCGCAUCAAGGUGUACAUCUACCCCCUGCAGAGGUUUGUGGAUGAGGUGGGAGUGCCGAUCAGCAGUAACGGUCUGUCUCGUGAGUAUAAUGAGCUGCUGAGCGCCAUCUCCGACAGCGACUUCUACACUGAUGAUGUGACUCGCGCGUGUCUCUUCAUCCCCUCCAUCGACGUGCUGAACCAGAACUCACUGCGUAUCCGAGAAACUGCUCAGGCUCUCGCCAUGUUACCCAGGUGGGAUAAGGGGAUGAAUCACUUGUUGUUCAACAUGUUACCUGGAGGACCUCCAGACUACAACACGGGGCUGGAUGUUCCUAGAGACAGAGCUUUGCUAGCUGGGGGCGGUUUUUCGACAUGGACAUACAGACAAGGCUACGAUGUCAGCAUCCCAGUUUACAGCCUCCUGUCGGCUGAAGUCGACCUCCCUGAGAGACAGCCCGGCCCCAGGCGAUACUUCAUCCUGUCAUCUCAAACCGCCAUCCAUCGGGAAUAUCGCACAGAGCUGGAGAGGCUGAAGGAGGAAAACGGACAGUCCAUCCUCCUGCUGGACAAAUGCAGUAACCUCUCUCAGGGUGUGGCCUCGGCUCGGAAACGCUGCUCCAAGGGUCAGACAUACGACUACCCUCAGAUCCUACAGGAAUCGUCAUUCUGUGUGGUGUUACGUGGCGCUCGACUCGGUCAGGCCACUCUAAGUGACGUGCUGCAGGCCGGCUGCGUUCCCGUCAUCAUGGCCGAUUCGUACAUCUUGCCCUUCUCUGAGGUGCUGGACUGGAAGAGAGCCUCAGUCGUCAUUCCAGAGGAGAAGCUUCCGGAGAUGUAUACGAUUUUGAAAAGUAUUCCUCACAGACAGGUGGAGGAGAUGCAGAGACAGGCUCGCUGGUUCUGGGAUGCAUACUUCAGCUCAAUGAAGGACAUCGGUUUGACCACACUGCAGAUCAUCAAUGACCGCAUUUACCCGUAUGCAGCGCGCACGUAUGAGCAGUGGAACAACCCUCCAGUCGUGAAGUGGUCCAGUGUGAAUAGUCCACUCUUCCUCCCACUGAUUCCUCCUCGCUCUCCUGGAUUCACCGCCGUGGUUCUGACCUAUGACCGCGUUGAGAGUCUCUUCAGGGUCAUCACAGAGAUCUCCAAAGUGCCUAGUCUGGCUAAGCUGCUGGUGGUCUGGAAUAACCAGAACAAGAUUCCACCUGAAGAAUCUCUGUGGCCCAAGAUCGCAGUUCCUCUAAAGGUGGUGCGCACCAAAGAAAACAAACUCAGCAAUCGCUUCUUUCCCUUCAAUGAGAUUGAGACGGAGGCGGUGCUGGCCAUUGAUGAUGACAUCAUCAUGCUGACCUCUGACGAGCUGCAGUUUGGAUACGAGGUGUGGCGGGAAUUCCCAGACAGGCUAGUAGGAUAUCCUGGCCGACUUCAUUUAUGGGACCAUGAAAUGGGGAAGUGGAAGUACGAGUCAGAGUGGACCAAUGAGGUGUCCAUGGUGCUGACCGGAGCUGCAUUUUAUCACAAGUACUUCAAUUAUCUGUACACAUACAAGAUGCCGGGAGACAUUAAAAACUGGGUAGACGCUCAUAUGAACUGUGAGGAUAUCGCCAUGAACUUCCUGGUGGCCAACAUCACAGGGAAAGCUCCUAUAAAGGUGACGCCACGUAAGAAGUUCAAAUGCCCUGAGUGCACGGCGAUAGACGGUCUGUCGUUGGACCAGACACACAUGGUGGAGAGGUCCGAGUGCAUAAACAAAUUUGCAUCUGUAUUCGGCACCAUGCCUUUGAAAGUGGUGGAGCACCGUGCUGAUCCUGUUUUAUACAAGGAUGACUUUCCGGAGAAGCUCAAGAGUUUUCCUAACAUUGGAAGUUUAUGACCGACCCCCUCCUUACAUCUUCGUCUCGUACAAAUCACGUCACAGACGCUCUAGGACUCAUCGAUUUUUGUUGAACUUUUCAAAUUGAGAGCAUUUCUUGUAUGGUUGCUGACGGGGCGGGAAAUGACGUGAUGGAGGAAAUCGCUGUGUUUCUACUUUGUUCUUUUUUCGAGAUGGAUCUUCAGGAAGGCAGAACCGAUAUCUGGAACGUCAAAGGGAGCAUGAUUGUGUCAGUCAAUAACACUGAAAAUUAGGGUCCACUGAUCAGAAAGGUCGUGUUUGACCUUAAUAUAAUGCACACAAUUGUGGCAUUUUAUAUGUUUUUAUGAAAAAACAAGGAUUGGAUUUGAGAGUUUUGAAGUAUUAUCACGGAUAUUAAAUGUCCUGGAUCUCUCUGUG